AUGCAUAGCGUUCCAAUUGCGAGUUGCCAAGUGAAUGAGAUGAUAGCCGAUAUCCAGCCCGAUGCCUUCGAAGUAAUAAAUUUGACUCAUGUCGAAGGAUCAAUCCUGUUGCAAGUGUUCCUGGGGAUGGAAGGUAGAUUCUCGUUGGCACCUGCCACUGCCCUCAGCGUCGGGCAGAUAGCACAGACUGUGGCGCCAAAGAUUAAGGCCAAGAUGAUGGAGGCGGGAACCACCAUGGUCUCCUAUCAGCCGCUAGAACUCUUGCCCAACUUCUUUCGAAUGAUUGUUUCCAAUCCGGCAAGCGUGUGCGAAGAUGUCAAGUUCCUCUUGGACGAGAUAGAAAAAUAUGGCGAAGAACUAUUCCCUUUGGAGGAGGCGGUGACGGAGGCGGAGCAGACGACGAGCUACAAUGUUGCUCCUGCGGAUGAGUAG
This is a messenger RNA of Protopolystoma xenopodis, 432 nucleotides long. The record is from the annotation of a GenBank genome assembly. NCBI's taxonomy places the organism in Eukaryota, Metazoa, Platyhelminthes, Monogenea, Polystomatidea, Polystomatidae.